AUGCGCGAGCUGGCGCUGCUGAACCGCUGGAGCCAGCACGCCGUGGCGGCGCGGCAGGUGUGGCACGCGGCGGGCAGCAACCCCAUCGACGCGGCCUUCCUGGACUCCCAGGCCGUGGUGUACAUAAACCUGGCGCUGCGGCGGCUGGCGGAGUGGAAGCUGGAGAACGAGGUUAGGCGGCUGGCAAAGUACGCCCUCGCGCGCCCCGACCGCAACGAGCACACGUUUGCGGCCGUCUUUGCCUCGCUGGCCGCCGUCGGCCGUGGCGGCGAGGCCGUGGCGGCGUGGGAGCAGCUGACGGCGUCGGGCGUGGACGUGGGGCCCGUCGGCGCAAGCGCGAUCAUCAAGGCGUGCGCGCUCGCGCGCGACGCAGACAGCGCGCUCAGGAUCUUUGAGCGGAUGCUGCGGCGGCGCGUGACGUUCAACAGAUACACGUACAACGCGGUGCUCCACCUCUGCGCCGUCACGGGCCGCGCCGAUGACGCCCUGGCUGUCUACAACCUCAUGCGCCUGGAGACCGACCCCCACAACCUGCCAGACCAGUACACCUACGCGGCGCUCGUGCGGGCCAUCAUCAUAUCCAGGCGCUACGAGAUGGCCGCCUCGAUCUUCGAGAACAUGCUGGAGGAUGACGUCACCCCAGAUUCAAAGCUGACGUGCCACAUGCUUACCGCAGCCGGCCGCGCUCGCGACGUGCCGCUCGCGCGAGCCAUGUACUCGCACGCGCUGACAGGGCUCCGGGAGCCACGGCCGCCGCCGGCGCUCGCCGCUGACUCAGCCGGAGAGGCCGCGGGGGCCAGAGAGGCCGCGCCGGCCGCGGAAGAGGGGGAGGCGGCCGGCGGCCGGCGCACGGGCGGCUGGGCGGGGCAGGCGGGCGCAAAGGCGCGGCGCUACGCCGCCGGGCGGCGGCGGGCGGCCGCAGCUGCAGCCGCCGACGACGCCGCGGCGGCGGAGGCAGAGGCGGCGGACGUGCUGAGCAUUGAGAUUGUCAACGCGCUGCUGAGCGUGUACGCGCUCUCAGGCGACUUUGCCGGCGCCCUGCCGUCGGCGCAAACAGCUUCUGCGGCUCCGCGCUGA
Molecule: messenger RNA, 1077 nt
Organism: Monoraphidium neglectum
Lineage: Eukaryota; Viridiplantae; Chlorophyta; Chlorophyceae; Sphaeropleales; Selenastraceae
Exons: 6
Coding region: 1-1077 (358 amino acids)
Molecular function (GO): protein binding
Source: RefSeq, a predicted model, not a curated record